AUGACAGUCUGGAAAGAAAAGCCUAACAGUCUGCUGACCCACUACGCCCCUCAAGACAUCUUUAAUGCCGACGAGACUGGGAUCUUCUUCCGCAUGCUGCCUGAUAGGACGCUGGAAUUCAAGAAUGUCAACUGUCUUGGUGGUAAGAACAAAGAUCGCCUAACAGCCAUGGUUUGCGCCAAUAUGGACGGGACUGAAAAUCUGCCUCUUCUAAUUAUCGGGAAAUCUGCCAACCCCCGAUGCUUCAAGAACGUGCUGUCAUUUCCUGUGGAAUACCUGGCCAACAAGAAAGCCUGGAUGACCGGAGUCAUUGCAUUCCUAUGUAAAAAUCCAUUCCCCCAUUGUGGCCCAACCAUACCACCAGGAACUAUGAUUUGA
Molecule: messenger RNA, 378 nt
Organism: Magallana angulata
Lineage: Eukaryota; Metazoa; Mollusca; Bivalvia; Ostreida; Ostreidae
Product: tigger transposable element-derived protein 6-like
Exons: 1
Coding region: 1-378 (125 amino acids)
Cellular component (GO): nucleus
Molecular function (GO): DNA binding
Source: RefSeq, a predicted model, not a curated record